Messenger RNA from Sinocyclocheilus rhinocerous, 1635 nucleotides. RefSeq names its product dual specificity protein phosphatase 13-like. Gene Ontology annotation, biological process: protein dephosphorylation; negative regulation of MAPK cascade. NCBI's taxonomy places the organism in Eukaryota, Metazoa, Chordata, Actinopteri, Cypriniformes, Cyprinidae. Gene Ontology annotation, molecular function: protein tyrosine/serine/threonine phosphatase activity; MAP kinase phosphatase activity. The record is from RefSeq and is a predicted model, not a curated record. The transcript is spliced from 5 exons. The coding region runs from base 338 to 892 and encodes 184 amino acids. Gene Ontology annotation, cellular component: cytoplasm.
CUAUGGGGACUGGGUAUAACUCAUGUUUUGGAUGCUGCACAUGCACACUACAUGCAUGAUGCUCUCAGCACAACAGGUGGCGCCCCCUGGAGGAGGUAAACGUUGCACGGCACAGAAACAGCUGCUCGCAGAAUGUGUUGUACGCGCAGACGUCUAUCAUCAGCGGAGCUCCGAGAUGCUCAGUGGUAUCGUGUGACCGAGCAGCGUCAUAAAGAGCACCUGUUUGUGUGGAUCACGGCGUGCCAAACCCGUUAUGUAUAGCCUACUGAAGCCUCGGGAAAACAGCAGAAACGCAUCUUCACGGGCAUAAUAAUCUGAUCUGGGUCAACUCAGAAGAAUGACAGCUCAGAAAAAUAAACACGGACUCCUGGCUAUUAAGGAGUUAGAGAAUAUUCUGGACACAUGUAAACUUGAUCUAAAUCCAGUCGACGAGGUCUGGCCGAACUUGUACAUCGGAAACGUGGCCAUUGCUCAAAAUAGAAAUGCUUUGAAGAAAAUGGGCAUCACUCAUGUCUUAAAUGCUGCCCAUUCCAAGCAAGGCAGCAUUGGGGACCAGAGUUAUUACGGCAGUACAAUUGUGUAUUAUGGCAUCCCAGCAGAUGACUCUUCAUCAUUUGAUCUUAGUGUAUACUUUAAACCUGCUUCUGAUUUCAUCCACAAAGCCUUGAGGAAGAAGAAUGGAAAGGUGCUUGUUCAUUGCAUCAUGGGAAUGAGUCGGUCUGCCACUCUGGUUCUAGCGUACCUUAUGCUGUGUCAGCGUCUUACUCUCCACACUGCCAUCCAAACAGUUGUACUGCGAAGAGCAAUCUAUCCUAACAGGAACUUUUUGAGCCUUCUCCUGGAUUUGGGCAUUCAGCUACAGAGAAAGCGAAUGCUGUGUCCUAUUCUCUGACAGAAAAACACAAAUGUCAUGAGCACACAAAUGCACAUGCAUUCAUUUUAUAUAACUAAAAGGUAAGGAGGUAACCACCAUUGGUAUGUUUACAUUAUUUACGAUAUGUAUAUAUAUUGUUUCAUAUAGUAAAACUUGUGCCUUGCAGGUUUAGUGUAUGUAUAGACCAUCUUUGUACUUUUCCAUACAUUUACAAGGUUAUUAAAUAAAGUUUAAGAAUUUAUCUAUAAAACACUUUAAUAUUGAAUGAAAGUUUUAAUACUGACUUUUUAACUUAAUUUACAUUUGACAUGUUUGCAUAGUCAUAUUAACAUAGGUGGCUUUAAUGUACAAUGUAGUGUAAAUGAAGGAAAUGAGAAUGGUGUUUUUAAAGAAAGUCUAUAUGAUAUAUUCAAGUUGCAGCUCUCUGAACCACAGCACACAAGUGCCACAUGCUCCUCACACUGCGAAUAAUAUUUAACAGUGGAGUCAGUAUUCAGCAUAGAAUACCAAAAUAAACAGUAUUAAAUGAUUGAAUUGUGGUUUAUUAUUCAGCUGCAGAGAAAAACCUCACUGUGAGCAGUAUUAGCUUUUAUGUUGCUUUUGGCAGCCACAUUUGGAGAAAAAUAUACUGGCCAAGCACAACACUCUUCUGUUGACUCAAUCCUAAAAGCCUUGUUUAAAUGACUGAGCAGCACUCGCUGAUGUGGUUUUAGUGCACCUUUUUGUUUUAAUAGCAGAAUAAUGUGUUUCAUUCAGCUCAU